Messenger RNA from Monomorium pharaonis (pharaoh ant), 3916 nucleotides. RefSeq names its product odorant receptor 13a. Gene Ontology annotation, biological process: detection of chemical stimulus involved in sensory perception of smell; sensory perception of smell. Gene Ontology annotation, molecular function: odorant binding; olfactory receptor activity. Bases 1638 to 2819 code for a protein of 393 amino acids. The transcript has 4 exons. NCBI's taxonomy places the organism in Eukaryota, Metazoa, Arthropoda, Insecta, Hymenoptera, Formicidae. The record is from RefSeq and is a predicted model, not a curated record. Gene Ontology annotation, cellular component: plasma membrane.
GUGUGUGUGUGUGUGUGUGUGUGUGUGUGUGUGUGAUUGUCUAUUGUCUAUUACUAAUCUUCAAGAAACAUUUUUGAUAAAAAGAAAAAUUUGUUUCAUUUUAUGAUUAAAUAAAUUUUUUAAUUAAUUGACAUUUUAAGAUAAUAUAAGAAGUCAAAUUCUUUUAGAAACAAUAGUUUAUCAAAUUAUUUGUCGUUUAUUUAAACAUGUUACAAACAUUUACCGCUUGAGAAAGUAUGAUUUGAAUUUUAUUGUUACUUAUUUAAAAGAUAUUUUAAAUCUUAAAUAAAAUAACAAAAUUACAAAUAUGUUUAUUCAAUAAAUCUUUCUUAUUAAGUUCCAAAUAGUUGAAAUAUAUUAUUUUGCAUCGUUUCAGUUUAAAUGUAUUACUACAGAGAUCGGACUUAUCUCUUUAGACGGUAUAUGGAUAAUAUCCUUAUACAGAUCCUUGCAUAGACAUAAAACGAUUAGUAAAGUUUAACCAAUGUCUCUUAUCGAUCUGUGUGUUUUUUUAUAUACAGCGGUGCCACAUUCUAUUAUUUCUUUCAGUAAAGACAAGAUCGUAGAUAAAGUAUGAUAAAAAUCUGAUGUAUGAAUCGCCAAGGUGAUUAUCGACGCAUAACAUAAGUAAUAAUUAGUGCAGUAUAUCUCAUAUGUAGAUUUAAUACGUUUAUAUCUUGUUGUAUCGGCGGAAUCUUCUUGUGCCAAGAAGAGAGAAUUUUAAAAUAUUUCUUAUUUACAGUAUUUCUCGCACAUAUAAGUCAAAAUAAAUUUAAAAAAUAUUUAAUAAAAUUUUAUUACUUAAACAUAUAUAAUAUUUUCAAAAGUGUUAUUUAUGGAAGUGUUUGUCUUAAUAAUACUUGGUAAUUGUUAAUUUCAAAUUUAUUUUUAAGCUGUUAAUUUUCACUCAAUAAUACGCGGAGAAAAUUUUCUCUUAAAAUUUACCCUCAAAAUUUGAUAUUUGUAGAAUAAUGUCUGAUCUCGAGAAAUUUUACUAUUAGUAAAAUUUCUCGAGGACACACAUUAUCCCGCAAUUAUCAGAUUUUGAAGGUAAAUUUUAAGAGAAAACUCUCCGUGUACAUACACCUUUAAACAUUUAUGUACUUAGCACAUGCACUUGUCUUUUAUAAAAAAAUUUUUCAACUUUUACAUAUAUAGUAUAUAUAAUAUAUUCUGCUUACUUAGUAAAAAACAGUACAAAUUACCUGAAUUUUCCUUUUCUUAUAAUUUUAAACUUUAUUAAAUCAUAUGUAUGUCAUGCGUCGUAUGGUAAUCUUUCCCCUCGCAAUAUUGCAUUUAUCGAACAAUGUAGCACGUAAAAUUUGCCAACCCUUUCAUGUAACCCUAUCAUUAUGCGCAGACGUUUUGUACACGCAAGCGCGAUACUCAGUCUGUUUUUACUACUGAAAGAGAAACCAUCUAUUAGCACAUACAUCCGUUCAGUCAUGCUCGAGCUUCUGGUCUCGUCUGACCAUCUGUUAUUCGCAAACUCGAAAUGCGCACACACUAUUAACGGAAAUAACGAAAAUUCCUAGUGCUCAACAAAGAACAAAAGAAACAUACAAAAUCGCGUUCGAAGAUUCAAUUGCGUGUUAAAUAUAAAUUUAAAAAAAAAAAAAGAACCGUUUAAGCUAAUCAUGGAAGGUUCAUCGAAGAUGAAUAAACAUGAAAAUGAGUUCACUUACGCAGUGCAAGUGACUCGUGUUAUCCUGCGAAUGAUCGGCGCGUGGCCACUUUCCAAUUACGUUUCCAACGUUGAAAGAAUCGCGACCCGCCUACAAAACAUCUGUUGCUACUUUUUAUUCGCGUUUACGAUUAUACCAGGUUUCCUGUUGAUGUUUCUGAAGGAACGCGACUACAAACGUAAAGUGAAAUUACUCGCGCCAAUUCUCAAUUCUUGGGCAAGUUGCGUGAAGUAUAGCCUGCUCGUGUACCACGCGAGAGAAAUUCAUUCUUGCCUGAAGCAGGCGCGACAGGAUUGGAUGAAUACGGUCGAUUUGAACAGUCGGAAAGCAAUGUUAUCUAACGCGAAAAUAGGCCGGCAGUUCGCGAUCGUUUCUGCCAUCUUUAUGUACAUCAGCGGAUUGUUUUUCCGUGUCAUCGUGCCGCUCUCGAAAGGACGAAUGCUCACGCCGAUGAACACCACGGUGAGAGCGUUGCCAUGCCCGAGUUACUUUGUUAAAUUCAAUGAACAGGCCUCACCGGCGUACGAGAUCGUCUUCAUCCUGCAAUUCUUCGCAGGACUAAUCACCUACUCGGUAACGGUCGGCGUUGCCGGACUGGCUGCAUUUUUCGUCAUGCACAUUUGUGGACAAUUAAGCGUUUUAAUUGGCAAGCUCAAAUGUCUUAAUAAUAUACUGGAACCCGAGGAUCGAACUGUCACGAUAUUACUGGCUGAUAUCGUAGAGCAUCAUAUAAGAGUGAAAGGUUUCCUAAAACAAGUAGAGGAAACUAUGCGAUUUGUAUGGUUAUUGGAAAUAGUGAGCUCUACUCUUUUUCUGUGUCUUACGGGGUACUACGUUAUUAUGGAAUGGGAAAAUAAUAAUUCUACAGCAACGUUUACUUAUUCUGUGAUGCUGGCAUCUUUGACCUUUUCUAUUUUUACUAAUUGUUACGUUGGUCAACUAUUAACGGAUCAGAGCUCCAAGUUUGGCUUAAUGGCAGCCACAAUGAAAUGGUACCGUCUUCCGCAUAAAAGAAGUCGUUCUUUAAUCUUGAUAAUGGCGGUUUCUAAUAUUCCGGCAAAAAUCUCGGCGGGAAAGUUGAUAGACAUGUCUCUACUAACGUUCAGUAAUGUAAGUGUUGAAGCUUAUCUUUAAUUUUCUAGUAGUUAAAUUAAACAUCUGUUUCGUCAUUUCUUAGAUCGUUAGAACGUCGGUGGUAUAUUUUAAUCUACUCCGAAAAUUCGUCUGAUUAUGAAAUCUGCAAAUAAUACUAUACAAUGAUACAGUACUCAAAUAUUAAUUGUAAUUGUGUAAUUAAUUCCUAUAUUUAAAACAAAUGGAUAAGAUAAACAAUCAAUUUUUAUUUUAAUCUUAAUUUCAUCUUCUUAUUUUAAUUACCCGAGUCAGUUCAAUUUAAUCCACGAUCCGUGUUCUAUGACCUGACACAAGGUAAAUCGUUUGUACUUUUGCUAAAGACCCUUUAGUUCGAAUCGAUUCUGCCCUGUAAUUAUCUCCUUUCAGCAAAAAGUUAUGUGCACGCAAUCUAUCGUUCCAAACUUUUAAUUGCGCUGCGACAAAACCACUAUGAUGACACAAACGCAAGAGCGUGCAUAAUGUAAAUGCUGAUUUGUCAAACUUUUCAUUUACUUUCCUCCUCGCCAAUAAGUAAUCCAGGAAGAAUCGUUUUCUCCUCUUUUGUAUGCUAUUAUUGAAUGUAUAAUUCAAUUAGUGAGAUUCUUUUUUGGCUUUAGUGUCUAUCAGAUUUUAUAGCACACUCCAUUACUACCGGAUGUGUCAAACUUUUUAUUUACUUACUUCCUCGCAAACAAGUAAUCCAGGAACCGGUUUUUUUCUUCUCUUUUGUAUUCCAUUAUCAAAUACAAAAAAGAAGAAAAUCUACAGAAUUUCAAUUAUAACAACAAUAAAAUAAAGUGUACAAGUCUGCCAAAAAAAAGAGGUCCUGCCCUCAUAUUGAUGAUCACUAUAUCCAAUACAUCAAUCAAAUUUACUGCCUGAAUCUUCGAGUUGCCUCUGAGUAUUUUUGGUGAUGUAAGUAAUGUAAUGUCAGUGUUUAUUAUAUCAGUAAUGUGAAUUACACGUAAUCUUACACAACUGAUAGGUGGUUAGAACAUCCCUCGCCUACUUGAACCUGUUGCAUACUUUAACUACAUAAAACUUGUUCCAUGUGUAAAAAUUUUUAUGCAACUACUAGUUUCAAAUAAAUUGCAUUAGAUAUCUAACAUGUAUAAAAA